GAGCAGGGGACGCGCAGGACGGGGAGCUGGCGCGGCUGGCCAGGGGGAAGAGGCCCGGCUCAGGGGUACAGGCCUCUGCUUUCCGCCGCGCCCUGCGCGCUAGGCUUUGAGCUGCAAGGACACGGUCACUGCCACCUCGCGGACGGGCGCGCAGGCCCAAAGAGAGGACGUGGGAAGGGACUGGCCCGAGCGAGAAGGUGGUCGAAUCCGAGCGCCCGCGGCUUGGUGGCCCACCGCGCCUUCAGGCAUACCUGUCUCCCAGCGCACUUGGUCUCGCGGAGCCUUUUUCGGAGCCCGCAGUUGGUGUCAAGCUAGGGAUGCAGUCCAUUCCCAUUGCCACAGCUUGUACCAUUUACCAUAAGUUCUUCUAUGAGAUCAACCUGGACGCCUAUGACCCCUACCUGGUCGCCAUGUCUUCCCUUUAUUUGGCCGGCAAAGUGGAGGAACAGCACCUGCGCACUCGUGACAUCAUCAACGUGUCCAACAGGUACUUUCACCCGGGCAGUGAACCGUUGGAGCUGGACUCCCGCUUCUGGGCGCUCCGGGACAGUAUAGUGCAGUGUGAGCUCCUCAUGCUGAGAGUCCUGCGUUUCCAAGUCUCCUUCCAGCACCCACACAAGUACCUGCUCCACUACCUGAUUUCCCUCAAGAACUGGCUGAACCGUUACUGCUGGCAGCGGACCCCCAUUUCCGUCACUGCCUGGGCCCUGCUGCGGGACAGCUACCAUGGGGGGCUAUGCCUCCGGUUCCGGGCUCAGCACAUAGCCGUGGCAGUGCUCCACCUGGCCCUGCAGGCCUAUGGGGUUGAGGUGCCCGCCGAGGCCGAGGCCGAGAAGCCAUGGUGGCAGGUGUUUAGUGACGACCUUACCAAGCCAAUCAUUGAUAACAUUGUGUCUGAUCUCAUUCAGAUUUAUACCAUGGACACAGAGAUCCCCUAAGGCCCUGGUCCAGGCCUGCCCAAAGAGAAGCCCGGGAUGCUCGGCUGCCUGGGGACGGCAUCACCACAUCGCUGUGACGGCUGGUCCCCAGAAGACCAGCUGGGAGGACUGGUUUUGUGCUGCUGGAGACGGGCUGGUGAAGGCGAUGACCUGCUGCCACUUUGAUUCUCAUGCUUUGACUGUCCCUGGCAGCUGUGGUCCAGACGGUGAUGGGAGCUGUGCCUCCUGCGGGCAGGCCGGGGUGCACCAGGGGAAGGGCCCCCAAGGCAUCCGUGUCUGCUUUUGUCCUUUGAGAGGGCACCGACUGCAGUUGAGGUGUGACAUCAGUGGAAGCAAAAUCAAAGAACAGAUGAGACUGCACCCUUGGGGAUGUUUUUAAAGCCAGAUUUAUAGAAAGUAUGAAUGUGUAACAUAGAUGGAAUUUUAUUUUGUAUAAUAAAAGAUGAUACAAAUCAA
Messenger RNA from Callorhinus ursinus (northern fur seal), 1394 nucleotides. It is a transcript of the gene CCNQ, whose product is annotated as cyclin Q. Gene Ontology annotation, biological process: regulation of transcription by RNA polymerase II. The record is from RefSeq and is a predicted model, not a curated record. Gene Ontology annotation, molecular function: cyclin-dependent protein serine/threonine kinase regulator activity. NCBI's taxonomy places the organism in Eukaryota, Metazoa, Chordata, Mammalia, Carnivora, Otariidae.